UGUAAUGUGCGGCUGAGCGCAGUUAAGUGCUAAGGGAGCAGCAGCUGCCGUCAACUCCUCAGAUUGAGCACUGUUAGCUGAAUUUGCAUAGCAAGCACAGCUAUGUCUGACGGCUACAUGGCCGCUCCUCUUCUUAUCCCAUUUUAGCGGUCCGUGUCAAGUCAGUUUUACCGAAUAAGAAAGAACGAUAGAACGAAGAGAGGUGUUUUCAGUCUGUAGCCACUAGUUAAAGGACAACAGCAGAAGUGAAAUUGGAGCUAACAUUGGUUAGCGAGCUAAUGUUAGCUUGCCAACGCAAUGGAGUACAGAUGUAUCCGAGAUAAUGUUAGGCACCUCUGCCUGUAUUGACCAAGAUGACUGAAGUUCAGGCCACAGUGGAGUUCUCUGUGGAGCUCCACAAGUUCUACAAUGUGGACCUGUUCCAGAGAGGGUUCUACCAGAUGCGUGGCAGUCUUAAGGUGCCUCCUCGUGUCCCACACAAAGUUGAGACCAGUCUCCUUCAUCCAGGAGGCUCAGAUUUGGCGUUUCCUGCUUCAGUCCAGGAUGACGUCAUCUGCAGCAAAACUUUCCAAAUCCUGUAUAAGAACGAAGAGAUUGUCGUCAAUGAUGUUCUUCUCUUCAAAGUGAUGAUGCUUCUGGAUGAGAAAAAGGUGGAAGAGUCCCUCAAUGAAAUGGAUUUCCAGCUCUCCCUGGAUUUGUAUUUCACAGAUGGCGAUUAUACACCAGAAGAUCCAAGCUCUCUGCAGAAUAUUAGCAGCCGCGUACUUCAUUUGCACUUUAGCCUUCAGCGGGGCAUCCACCAACACAUCAAUGUCAUGUUUGACUACUUCCAUCUGUCGGUCAUCUCUGUAGCCAUCCAUGCCUCCCUUGUGGCACUACAUCAACCCCUAAUCAGUUUUCCUCGACCUGUGAAAACCACAUGGCUGAACCGAAACGCUCCCGCACAGAGCAAAGAUUCAGUCAUCCCACUUCUCGAGAAUGUUGUGUUUGGCAGCAGCUAUGUGAAGCAGGUGUCGCCAGAUGUAAGUUAUCGUUUAAAAAAAAAAAAAAAAAACAAGUUGUGGAUGCUACUAAAUUUAUUUAGCUGUUGGAGUAUUAGUUUUGGAACUCUUAUUCAUUAAACGGUCAGUAAAAUA
Molecule: messenger RNA, 1136 nt
Organism: Poecilia latipinna (sailfin molly)
Lineage: Eukaryota; Metazoa; Chordata; Actinopteri; Cyprinodontiformes; Poeciliidae
Product: protein FAM135A-like
Exons: 7
Coding region: 354-1121 (255 amino acids)
Biological process (GO): lipid metabolic process
Source: RefSeq, a predicted model, not a curated record